Drosophila hydei is the source of this 3992-nucleotide messenger RNA. It is a transcript of the gene Rab3-GAP, whose product is annotated as rab3 GTPase-activating protein regulatory subunit. The coding region runs from base 7 to 3990 and encodes 1327 amino acids. NCBI's taxonomy places the organism in Eukaryota, Metazoa, Arthropoda, Insecta, Diptera, Drosophilidae. The record is from RefSeq and is a predicted model, not a curated record. The transcript has 7 exons. Gene Ontology annotation, biological process: regulation of GTPase activity.
AGAAAAAUGGCUUGCGAAGUAAAAACAUUUGGAAAUAUUUUAGAUUUUCGCAAGGUUCAAGAAUAUUUUGGACUCGGACAUGACGACAAUUGGCUUAACGGCGUCAACUAUGCCAUGUCACCCACUGGAGAGGCGAUUGCCCUGGCGCUGGGUGAAAAGUUGGCAUUUCUAACCACCUGCUGGAAUAGUCGGGGUAAUGAGAAUAGCUAUGCGCUCAGUUGGUGUGGCGAGCUGGAAGAUGGUAAUCAAAUUGUUACCAGUCUAAUGUGUAUGCCCAUGCUGCGUGGCACCGAGAUCGAAUGGACUUGUAUGGCAAUCGGCUUGGCCUCGGGCAUGGUUAUAUUCUAUACAGAUUCGGGUGUGAAGCUCUUCUCGCAAUGCUGCCAGGAGGAAUCUGUUUUGGGCAUCAAGCUAUUGUCGCCUCCGCGCCACACAGAAGCUGAUGCCUUGCUUUAUAUUAUCUACAGCAACUGCAUGUGCUUCAUCAAUGGAGAGGACAUUUUGCCAAUGCUCGCCAGUUGCCGACAUAAUAUGGAACGCAGCGUGUACUCUAGUUCCGAUGUGGUGCCUUUUCAAAAAUUCAAAUUCAAGCUACAGAGGGAAAGCAUCCUCAAUGACGCCGUCAUCUGCACGAAUCAGCGUUCGCCCACCUAUGAUUAUAUUGUACAGCAAAGCAUUUCAAAUGGCUACUUUGCUCGAGUGCAGGCAACGCCUGUGCGCAGCACCCAGGUCUUAGCAGCCGGAGCAGAGCCUUAUUUGGGCUUCUUCGAAGCGGAGGAGGGCUACAAGACAGUCUCGCUCGGAGAGGUAGCUAAAGAUGUCAUUGGCAUGGCAUACAAAAAUCUUCUAGGUGGCCUCUUCAGGCGUACGCCAGCAACAACACCCGAAACGCCGGAGCAGCUGCCGCUGCCCAGCAAAGAGGCGCCUAUGCGCACGCGCUGCCGCCUCUAUGAUGGAAAACGCGAUGGCCUUACCUUGGUCCUGGCACCUGGUGGGAAAUUGGCGGCAGUAACAGAUAAUCUAGAUCGUGUAAUGCUUGUAGAUACACAGCAAGCGAUUAUAUUGCGCGUGUGGAAGGGUUAUCGAGAUGCCCAGUGUGCAUUUGUCCCAAUCAAAGAGCGUUCGGUGCGCGGGAUUAAGACUCAUAGGCGGAAAGCGCUCUUUCUGGUAAUCUACGUGCCCCGUCUCGGCUGCCUGGACAUUUGGGCUCUACAGAAUGGGCCCAAAGUGGCCGCGUUCAAUGUCUGCAAGAGCGGCCAAUUGAUUUACAACAACCACAGUCCACUGGGCGCGGCGGGCGUGCAGAUGCGUCGAUCGCCCAAUUUGAAUUAUUGCCUAUUUCUUGAUCCCAGCGACAGCAGCUUAAAGGAAGUGCACAUACCAUUCCACUAUGCACUCAGCGAGACGAAUUCGCAAACAUCGCGGGACAUUCACUCGCUGCGACGCCUGCGCAAUCAACUGCGAUCGCUGAGCCAAUCGGGCGAGGACAGACAGGAGCAGAUCUCUGCCAUAGCCAAGCUGGCUGGGGAGCUGGAAACGUUGGAGGUGCGGCAGCAAUGCCUGGAAAUGUUGCUCAAAAGCAAACGACUGCACCCUGAACUAUUCCAAAGUAUUGUGAAUGCCUUUGAUCAGGCCAGUGCGCAGGAUGAGGCCAAUCAAGAGUUUCUACAGCAAAUCGCCAACUACAAACGCUUGACUGAUCUUUAUUUGACCUUGAGCCUAGCUCAAAAGCAUUAUGUCGAUAGUAUUGCUCCACCGGUGGAGCUUUUAGAGCUCUCCGAUGCGGAUUUGGUUACCAUUAAUCAGCUGGUGAUUCUAUUGGAAAAUAACAGCGAGCAACCGGCCAUACGCGAGGUUAGCUUUCAGCUGCAGGACGCACACAAAGUGGAGGAAUUCGUGGACUUCCUGAGCAUCUUUAACAUCGAUACGCCCAACUGUGUGACGCUGUUGGCAACGAAGUCGGAUAAAUAUGGCAGCGUUAGCAAUGAUCUAUUUGGCAAUUUCUUCACGCAGAUCCAAUGCAUGGACCAGUUCAAACAGUGGGUAACCGCGGCGUGCAUACCCAGCAAGGACUUGCUUAAGCUGGUCAUAUUCUACUGGCUCGACAAGCCAUUUAAGUAUAGCGAUUGUGAUGAAGUCGUUGAGGAAAUGUCCCGCAUUGCCUGCACUGUGCGUGCCAUCUGUGAGCUGGCGGGCGAUGAGAUCAAUGACUAUGCCUACAAUGCCAUUUCGCCUUGGUGGCAACAGGUGCGCGAACUUCUGCUCGAGAGCAAGCAAUUCUCCGGGCUCCUGGUGGCUAUUGUCUGUAAAAUGGUGGCCACACACCUGUGGCGCAAUCGGCGCGAUGGCUCAUGCGAUGAUAGUGCCACGGAGGAUGACGAACGCUGGGAGACGAUAUCACACGAUGAGGCACAAUGGGGAUUGCUAACGGGCAAGCUUGAGGAUGUAUCUGUGCUGGGUGCGAUUCUAGGUCAGCCCAGAAUAUGCCGUGAACCCGUCGGACCAGAGCUGCCGUACGAGCAACCCGACUGCAGCUUGAAAAAUAUUCUCAACAGCGGCAAGGGCAUUGUCUCGGAGUUGACAGCUAAGUGGUUGAUUAACUCGCGACUGCAUCCUUCGCUAAUCGUAGAGAUAACGCCGCCUGGCAAUGAAACAGAUGAUGAGCCUGAGGCGAAAUCGAAAAAACAGAAAAAAUCAGCCCAGCAAGAAAGAGAGCAAGCGCAAGAGCUGGAGGAGGAGACAGAGGAGGAUGCUAAUCCGGAAGAGACUGCAGUUGAGCACAGUGAACCACUGGAGCCGGUGCUGGAGCGCUUAGCGUUGCUGCGCGCUCACUUUCCGUUUAGCCUGGAGUCGGGCGUGCUACUGAGCCUGAUGGCGUGGCAGCACAUGGUGCACUGGAGCAAGCAGUUAGCCCAGCUGGAGCACAUGCGUGCUGCAAUACGUUGCCUACAGCAAUAUCGCACUCCAGAUCUGGCGCUCAAACACGGUACCUGCUGUCUGAUAUGGAAUGCGACUCUGAAGUAUCCCUUGCAGGCGACGGCCAAACUAAUGCAGAAAGUGGGUCGCCUGCCGGUCGAUAAGAUGUGUCAACAGGAUCUGGAUAUGUCGGCGGCGCUAGUGCCCGAAUUUCUUGAGCUCUGCUUGGAGUUUCUCGAACACUUUACGAGCUCGAUGGAGCAUGACAAGCGUGAGCUGAACUUCGAGCAGUCUCUGAGCGAGGGACAGCAGCCGCUUCAAUUCUUGGCUCUGCAGCAGCAUCAUGCGUUGCCGCAGCUGCUGCAGCUGCAUACACAGCUAUGCACCGUGCUGCAUUUCAUAGCACAGUUCCAGCUGCGUCUGCAACGUCCACUGACCACGCUCUUCGAUGCGUUGGGCAACAAGGCGCUGCUGUCCGAUAUCAACAAGGAGCUGUCCUAUGCUCUACCUGCUCCAGACCUCGUGCUGCAGGACCAGCGCACACAAUUCCUAUGCAACGUGGUUACUGCUACUAUGGAUGUGAUACGUGAGGAUUUGGAGCAGCUGUACAUUCUCGAUCAUGUCUACUACAUGGCCAAGGUGUGUGCGCUGGCCGACAGCUGGCAGCUGGAUAAGCUGCCCAUACUGCGCCGGCAGGUGGUGGAGCUGUAUGCCUUUGGCUAUGAUGCUGAGGCGCAGCUGCUGCUCCACGACAUUAGCGAGGAUGAGGAACUGGGUCGGCAGCUGCUAGAAAUAGCGGGGCGACGAUUAAAUCUCUAUGCAGACGGAUCUCAGUCGGCGUUUCUAAAGAUUGCCUCAGUUGGUCACCAGCUGCUGGCCUAUUUGGACAACUUGAAGGAGUCAAGCACGGAGGAGCACAGCUUAGCCAUAAGUGCCAGUAAGCCGGAGGAGAUAAACGUUGUUCAGUUGGAUAAAUUGAUCACCCAUGUCUACAAAUGCCUAAGUAAACGUGGCUCGAAGCACCUCAUCACCGUGGCCCAGAUGUACAACGCGGUGCGUCUGCUGCAGACUUGAAG